This is a messenger RNA of Protopterus annectens (West African lungfish), 2554 nucleotides long. RefSeq names its product junctional adhesion molecule 2 (gene JAM2). Lineage: Eukaryota; Metazoa; Chordata; Ceratodontiformes; Protopteridae. The transcript is spliced from 10 exons. Gene Ontology annotation, cellular component: protein complex involved in cell adhesion; cell surface; tight junction. Bases 250 to 1137 code for a protein of 295 amino acids. Gene Ontology annotation, biological process: leukocyte tethering or rolling. The record is from RefSeq and is a predicted model, not a curated record.
UGUAAAAGUUUUUGUUUUGCAUUACCGGUACUGCACAAUGGUCUGCACAGAGAACAGGUACCCCAGGCAUUAGGGCCCAGGGGGAUACUUUGGUGUUGUGCUGCUGUAUGGGAACUUGAGAAAACAUAGUUGAGUGAGAGGAGCAAACUAAAUGAUUUGGGAGUGUGUAAAAAACGCAUGAUAAAAUACUGAACCAGCAAGCGAAUAAAGACAUCAGGUCUGUAGAGCCCCUCGCAGAGAAUUGCAAAAAUGGCGACUGGUCAAGUGGCGUUUCUUGGUUUUCUUUUGGGGUGUUACUGUGACGGAGCCUUGGCUGUAGAGGUGAAAACAAAUUUUCCUAGUGUAGAAGCAAAAGAGCAUGAAGAUGCAUUAUUACAUUGUAAUUAUACAGUGGAAGUUGAUCCAAACCCAAGACUAGAGUGGAAGAAAAUCCUUAAAAAUGAGGUCUCAUUUGUGUAUUAUGAAGGACAACUACUGCAGCGUUACUUCAGUCGAGCAAAAAUGGAUGGUGCAAGCAUCCGAUUACGGAAUGUGACCCGUAAAGAUACUGCUGAGUAUCGCUGUGAAGUUUCUGCGGGAAUGGAUAGCAAGGUUCUGGGUGAAACCACAGUUAAGCUUACUGUGCUAGUGCCACCAGCUGUUCCCAUGUGUGAAAUCCCGAGCUCAGUUUUGACUGGAACUGUUGUAGAGCUGACUUGUAAAGAGAAUGAGGGCACCCCCUUGUCAGAAUACCACUGGUAUAAAGAUGGGAUUCUCUUACCACAUAAGGCAUCAAAUGAUCCACGGUUUAAAAAUGUGUCUUUUACUGUGAAUAAACAGACUGGAACGCUGCAAUUUAACCCUGCAUAUAGUGAAGAUACUGGAAAAUACUCCUGCAGUGCAGAGAAUAAAGUGGGGAAGUCCCAGCAGUGUACAGCAAAGUACAUGCAAGUUGGUUAUCUCCAUGUUGGUGGCAUUGUUAUUUCUGUGGUCGUGGUUGCAAUGGUGAUAGCAGUAUGUGGACUGGGGGUGUGUUAUGCACAGAGACGAGGAUACUUCUCAAAGGAACAUUCAAUGCACAGAAAGUCCACUUCAGAAUAUAAAGCUGCUCCAGAAAAUGAAAAUGAUUUCCAGCAUAAAAAGUCAUUUGUUGUAUAAACAAAGAAGAUGAGUGCCUCUGUGAAGAAAGUACCCUGUGGAACACUGACCAAAAAAUGGAGUUGAUCAUGUUGAUUUGAUCUGUAUGAAGAAUGAAUCAUUUGACUAGCUUUGAUGACGCACAGCAGGAACCAGCAAUUUCACUGGCCGCCUUUUCAUAAAUGGUUGCAUUAGUUGUAUAGCAGACUGCAUUCAGCUAGUUAUCUUGUUUGCUUGCAUAGCUGUACAGAUAAAGCAAGCUACUAAAACAGUAAGAGGUAACACUAACAAAUUAUGCUUGCUUCUUUGUUUAUGAAAAAAGGUAAAUAUGAUAUGUGUUCUAAAUCGUGCGUAAAUUUGUUGCAAUGGAGCACUAAUGUCAUCUAGCAGUGUGACUCACACCCAGAAUAUAACUUUAUAACCACAGCAGUCACAUAGAUUCUUGUCAUUAAACUGAUGUAUAGUCAUUUAUAGGGGAGUUUUGCAAAGAUCCCAUAAUGACGAUAUGCCAUAAACUUUAUAAUGUAUAGAUUUUUUCAGACACCCAGAAUUUUGUCUGGUACCUGUUAUAAAGGUAAUUUUGUUGUGAUAUACUUUUUGUUUCCUGCUAGGAAACAUUUUGUGAAGGAGAUCCCCCAAUAACUUUAUAGAAAUAUUAGGUUCAAGUAGCAGCAGUGGCUGAUUCUUGAAGACAUAUUUAGCUGUGUUACGCUCAUGAAUUCCUAAAGAAUGUGAAUUAUGUGUGUGUGGUUGCUGUUUAACUCAUACUAAAAUUGUAUUAAAAUUGUAGGUGAAUGCAGUAUUUCUUUAAUUUGGUCAUAACAUAGAAAAUUCAGUUGUGUUCAGGAUUGUACUGUACAUUGAGGUAUAUUUGUAAAUACUAUGUGAAGUUUUCCUAUAAAUGAAAAUAACGAACUAGAUCAUGCUGCAAGCUAGGGGUCAUUUUGCACUGUUCGUGCUUCUACCAUAUGCUUUUUUUUUUUUUGAGAUGCUGCUUCUGAUGCCCACUAAUGAAACUCAACAAAACAAUGCAGAGACUAUUAGGAAGAAAAAGGAUUUUUUUUAAUAUACCAAAUAUGAUUCAAAAGGGAUCUAGUGAAGUAAACAUGCUGUGAAGUGGUAGUGCUAAAGCACAGAUAUGUUACCUGUCUUGUAAUUAUGUUGUGUCUCAUUGUUACGAUGGACAAACCAUCUCCAAACAUACAUUUGCAUUAUAUUUUACAAAACGAGAUUAGUAUCGUUUUAUACAUGCUUUAAGUUCACUGCUAAAAGAAAGUGUCUGUGAAGCAAAGUAGUUGUAUCAAAAGGUUUGUGUCCUUAAGUGUAACAGUUGAAUUGCUGAUUUUUUUUUUUUUUUUUUUUGUAUUUAUCUUUUACGUGAUUCUUUUGAAUGUUCUAUAUACUUUACCUAAUAUAGAAUUAAAUACACAUUCUGUAA